ACCGCGACGUUUCAAUUUGACCGUUGGCCCAUUGACAUAGUAAUUUCCUCUUCUUUCCUUCGACUCAUCAUAUAGCGUCUCGUUACAUACUUUUUGGCUUCGUUUUACGACCGCUACUGUUCUGUGAUUCGUGAAGGACAUGACUUGGCCCCUACUACAGCGAUUUCGCUACAUAUUACAGGAGGCCACGGGCGAGAGACAGUACGAAAAGGACGAGUCUCAUUACCGUAAGCCCUUGCCCACACUCCGCCUAUACGUCGUUAUAUAUUGCGUGCUCGCGCAGUCACUCACGCUCCGCUCCGAAGAGCAGGCAAGACGCAAGUCGGUGCGAUGCGCUUGCGCGUGCCGUCUGGAGAGCGCGCUAUAUGUCUGCGACGCAUACCAGAUCAUCUGCACUCGCGGGUUUAGCGUCAACGAUCGUGAAGAAAUCGUCAGACUUACUGAUGAGAAAUACAGGCGUAAGCGGCGCACACCACUCGAACGCUGUGACAUUAGCAUGCGCUCGCAGCGUCCGAUGGUCUGCGGCCGUCUCAUGCGUGUGCCGCCAGACGACGAUGAUUCUAUAGCGCACAUCAGCAUCUGAGCAAGUCCGCUCGGGAGCCAGCAGCCAGCCCGCGGCGGCG
Molecule: messenger RNA, 623 nt
Organism: Schizophyllum commune H4-8
Lineage: Eukaryota; Fungi; Basidiomycota; Agaricomycetes; Agaricales; Schizophyllaceae
Exons: 1
Source: RefSeq, a predicted model, not a curated record